Syngnathoides biaculeatus (alligator pipefish) is the source of this 2240-nucleotide messenger RNA. RefSeq names its product allograft inflammatory factor 1-like (gene aif1l). The transcript is spliced from 6 exons. Gene Ontology annotation, molecular function: calcium ion binding; actin filament binding. Gene Ontology annotation, cellular component: actin filament; ruffle membrane. Bases 160 to 612 code for a protein of 150 amino acids. The record is from RefSeq and is a predicted model, not a curated record. Gene Ontology annotation, biological process: actin filament bundle assembly; ruffle assembly. NCBI's taxonomy places the organism in Eukaryota, Metazoa, Chordata, Actinopteri, Syngnathiformes, Syngnathidae.
CGGCGUUGCCUCAGACCGAGCGAAGCCGACCACAAGCAACCUUUGACAGGGCGAGCUCGGAGCAUCACCCGCACGGCUCGCGGUGGUCUUCUCGGCUCUCCAACUUCAACCCCUAAACUGGAUUAAAACGCGCAUAAAACAAAAAACAAACCCGCUGCGAUGCCUGCGAGUAAAAACGUACAAGGAGGGAAAGCCUUCGGACUGUUAAAGGAGCAACAGAGACAGAAACUGGAGGAGGUGAACCAGGAAUUCCUGGAGGACCAGAAAUACAGGGAUGAAGAUGACCUCGCGGAAAAGCUGGAGGGUUUCAAAAAUAAAUAUGCUGAAUUUGACUUGAAUGACCAAGGCGAGAUCGAUCUGAUGGGCCUCAAGCGGAUGAUGGAGAAGCUGGGCGUUCCCAAGACCCACUUGGAGCUGAAGAAGAUGAUCAUGGAGGUGACGGGCGGCACCAGCAGCAACACCAUCGACUACAGGGACUUCGUCAAGAUGAUGUUGGGCAAACGCUCGGCCGUGCUCAAACUAGUCUUGAUUUUCGAAGACAAAGCCAACGGGGCGGCGCCCUGCAAGCCGGACGGCCCGCCUCCCAAGCGGGACAUCGCCAGCCUGCCUUAAGCUCCUCCCCCAACCCCCAUUUCCUGCCUUCAAAGGCUGCUUUCUCAUUUGUAUUUUAUUAUUAUUAUUUUUUUUUACCCCUGGUGCGCCACUGACGGACGAGACGGAGAAUAUUUUUGUGACGCGUGUCCGUUUUGUUUUGCGUCAGGUGGAGCUCGUCGCUUAAACGAUGUUUGACUGUGAAUAUUAUUCUUACGGUAAGAUGUAGCAUCCGUAGUGUACGUGUAAUCUCCUUUUUUUGGGGGGGGGCGGGGGGGGGUAGUGGUUUGUUGUGUUUUAAGGGAAGAUGCUUUUAUUUUUAGAUGAGCACAAGCAGCUUUCUUCAUCCCAUUUCCGCCCAUGGGCGACCUCAGUCUGCUUUUGAGAGAUUACGGGCCUCCGGGCGCCCCGCUUCCAGCGGAGCUGGACCCACUGGUGUAAAAUCAGUAACUAGUCCGCCAAGCUUUGGACUUUGACUCGCGCUUGUGCGCACGCGCAGAAGAGCCGCGAUUUUUACGGGCACAAAUGUUAACACUCCGCAACGACGGUACAAUCAUGUCCUUUCCAAGUGCCUGAGUGCGGGAAACACAGGGAGUGCGCGCAAAUGCGCGGUCCGAGCAGUAUAUACAAAUCCAUCAAAUUUGUGGUUUUUUUUAUGUUGGGUUUUAUGUCGUACAACAUUGUUUGCGUGAUCACAAGUGAUUGAUCUCCUUCAAAUAUUACCCACUUUUUUUUUUUUUUACAGUAACUGUCAUUGUAAAAGUUGUUUUACUGAACAGUUGCAAGUUUCACACAAAGUCAACCUCAAAGGUUUGGUCCAAAUUCAAACCAAUUUUAAUGACAAACUUCGCAAAUUAUGCGAGGAUUACUGAUCGUUUGGUUGGGAUUUCGAUCGCUGACAUUUAACAGGUGACCUUAAUUUGAUCUUUUUGUAAACUUUCGAAUCACAUGUUCGGUGUUUCAAGACGUUUUGCACAACUUGCUAUUUAUUCUCCAGCAAGGAGGUAAACUGCAAUAUGUAUUUUAGCCAUGAAGAUUUACACGGAGGUGGCACGGUGGUCAGCUGGAAAAGCGUUGGCCUCACAGUUUUGAGGUCCUGGGUUCAAUCCUGGCCCCGCCUGUGUGGAGUUUGCAUGUUCUCCCCGUGCCUGUGUGGGUUUUCUCUGGGAACUCCGGUUUCCUCGCACAUCCCAAAAACAUGCAACAUUAAUUGGACACUCUUAUAAUUGCCCCUAUAUAUAUGUAUAUAUAUAUAUAUUUUAGUGGGGGGGGGCUAAAACGGCCACUUACAUUAUGGUAACGUCUAGAAUAUUUUCUGGAAAUGAUUUAAAGUGAGGUACACUGAUAUAACAUACUUUUUUCCCCCCAAUUUUACAAGCGUUAAGAACCUUUGACACCCAGUUUCUGUUGGAUUUGUGCUGUGACUUGUGCCUCUCGCAACACUUUUGACUUUGACCUCCACUCGCACUGUUUCUCACUGUGAACGUGUCAUCCUAUGUUAAGGCCCAUUCCAUUCGGUUUUGUUUUGAGAUGCUGUUUUGUUUACUGCGUGCUAGCUAUUUUAUUUUUGAAAUGCACAUUGUUUUUUCUUUAGUUUUUGUUUUGUUUGGCAGACACCAAAGCAAUUAAAACAUUUUUUUCUGACACUA